AUGAAUGAACGGCACUACACGGUGUGUGUGUGGGAGGCAGUUCAAGGUAUUAACAAUAGAACCUGCUUCGAGGCGCCAAGUACAUCCACUCGGCCAACAUCCCUCUUUUCCCUUCCCUUUUUCGUUCUCCCGGCACAAAAAUGCCAUGCUUCUACCCCGAUCUCUCCCCCCUCCCUCCUCUCUCCCCAGCGCAUCCUUUUCCAGUUUCCGAAGGGAGUUAAGUACAUCCACUCGGCCAACAUCCUGCACCGUGACUUAAAGCCCCCCAACAUCCUCAUCGACGGGCGCUGCAACAUCAAGAUCACCGAUUUCGGCCUUGCGCGAACCCGUGUGGAAACCACCGACCACCUGACCAAAUAUGUGGUUACCAGAUACUACCGCGCUCCCGAGCUGCUGUUGAACAACCAGCAGUACAUCGCUUCCAUCGACGUGUGGUCGGUGGCGCUCAUCUAUCUGGAGCUCGUGCUGGGGCACAUUGUGCUCAGAGGCGAUAACUAUGUGGACCAGCUCUGCAAGACCUGCGAGCUGAUUGGAUCUCCAUCAGUUGAAGACGCCUCCUUCAUAGUCAACGAUGCCGACCGCACCUUCCUGCCCCCAGAGCUGAUAGGAUCUCCAUCUGCAGAGGACGCCUCCUUUAUAGUCAACGAUGCCGCCCGCACCUUCCUGCUCUCAGAGCUACUAGGCUUCCCCGCGCGGAACAUCAGGGACGUGUUCCCCAAGCUGUCGGAACCCGCGGCUGACUUGGUGCAGGGCAUGCUCGGGUCCGACCCGAGAAGGCGAAUCACAUUUGACGAGGCAUUGGCCCACCCGUACCUGGCGCACUACCACAAGGCGAAUCAGGACCCGCCGCACCCAAACCCCUUCCAGUUCGACCUGAGCUUUGAGCAGGAGGAGUAUGACAUCCCCCGCAUCCGCCAGCUCGUCUUCGAGCAGGCCUGCGCCUUCAACCCCCAAUAA
Closterium sp. NIES-65 is the source of this 957-nucleotide messenger RNA. Lineage: Eukaryota; Viridiplantae; Streptophyta; Zygnematophyceae; Desmidiales; Closteriaceae. The record is from the annotation of a GenBank genome assembly.